Messenger RNA from Suillus fuscotomentosus, 2124 nucleotides. RefSeq lists its product as uncharacterized. NCBI's taxonomy places the organism in Eukaryota, Fungi, Basidiomycota, Agaricomycetes, Boletales, Suillaceae. The transcript has 12 exons. The record is from RefSeq and is a predicted model, not a curated record. The coding region runs from base 1 to 2124 and encodes 707 amino acids.
AUGCCUCCUCGUGCCAUCGCCAGUCCUAAGAAGAAACGAUCUGGCAAGCGCAAAGGAUCCGAUGCUUCAAAGGCCGGCUUGCCAAAGAAGUCUCGGGCUGCAGACAUUGCUGAGGUACCCAGCAUGGUACCCCUCGUGUCCCUUGGCCUGACUGGAGCAGAAGCGGAACAAAAUGCUCCCCGGCGUUCUGGUCGCCCUAACGCGGGAACUGGAGGUAGGAAUGCACAACUGGAGAAGAUUGGAUCAGUAUUGCAAUCCAAGCCUCGGACUCAAGAACGUAAGGGUACAACGUCCCUUGGUCUCAAUGUUCCAGUCAAUCCUCAAGCCCCAGAACCGCGUCGUAGAGGUCGAAAGAAUCAUUCAAAGGCAGUUCCUCCACCCUACAGCUCACUCGUUAGGGAUGCUCCAGAUGCCCCAGCCAAGGACAUUAUCGCCACAGGGCCCAGCUUUACAUCCCAGCAACCUGGUGGAAGGUUUGGAUUUGUUGCUCCAACAGAAAUAGCUCAUUCCGGUACUGCCCAGCCCAAUAUUCAGGCAUUGCACAACCCGCAUGUCACCAUUGGGGCGAAGGACGCUGAGCAGCGCGCUCGGGACGCCAUUGCCGAGCAACGAGCUCGAGAUGCCAUUGCCGAGCAACGAGCUCGAGACGCCAUUGCCGAGCAACGAGCUCGAGACGCCAUUGCCGAGCAACGAGCUCGGGACACUAUCGCUGAGAAGCGAACUCGGGAUGCAAUUGCUGAGCGACAUACCCAGAACGCUGUCUCUGAAUAUCCAGUGGUUUUGCCAAGUGAUGACAGCAAUGAUAGCAAUGAUAAAGAUGCUGAUGAAGAGGACAGCGGAGAGGAUGAUGAGGAGGAGGGGGGAAAUGAUGAUACAGUCAAGAGCUCACAGCAGUUUGGUUGGGGGGAGGCUGGCCGACGCCAGAAAGAACACCCAGGGUUUGUGGAGGAUGUACCACCUUCGCAAUCUCCAGUCGCUCGCCCUCUCACACCUGAAAUUCAGUUCCAGUACUCACGCGAUGAAGAUGAUGUAGUUGCCCAGACGAGCCUUGAUAAAACCUCGCGGAACGAAAGCUCUCAGGACCCUCCGGAUAUCUCACCAGGACCGCGGCGGCAAGCAUCCCAACACAUUGAGACCAUCACCUCGAAGCCUGACGAUGUACUACAACGCCAUCAUAAGAAAAACGGAAAGCCCCGUCUUCCUGAUCCUGAAUCCCUCGAACUGCUGAAUCAAGUGUCCGAGUGUGAUGUUCAGCCAUUGAAAAACAAAAAGUCUAGGUCAUCGCGUGGUGGGCCAACACCCGAUCAAUUAUCUUGGUACGGACCACGCUGGAAAAGUUUCUUGGAGGACGCCAAAGUAGAAUGUCGCGCGCAACACGCCCUGGAGAACCCGUUUCUAACUUUGGUGAAGAAUCUUCCAGGAACAAUCACUGAAGUUCUCAUUGCAGUAUUGGUUGUGUGGGAUACGAACGGUAAACAAUUUGAAGCUGGGGUUUGGCCAGAACACAAAUUUAAUAUGACUCGGUUGUCUGUAUUAAAGCUGUACGACGAUCUUUCGACUUGGCGAUCUGACUUGAAGAAAACAGCCAUAAGCAUUGCACCAGUAUCAUAUUCGCUUAUUCCUCCGCUUUCUGUCCCCGUUCAGGAACGUGCUGCUUGGGUCGAGCACACUGCUGCUGAAUUGAUCAAGGAAGCAUUCUUCUUACGCUUUGGGGUGGACGAUCAGGGGAGAACACGAAACUUCGCUCAUCCCGCCCUUCGUGAAGCCGUCAUCACAUUCUUUUACACAGGACCAUAUCGAAUUGCACGAAGGAUGCCGGAGACCUUUAGCACGGAAUUGCCACUCUCAUGUUUGGCUUUGGUUGCUGCGGCGUUCAAUUGUGUCUUCGACGGUCUUGUAAAAAACGGACAUGGGAAGUCAUACCCAAACUUUUCCACCAAGGACUACGGCCCCGUCUAUUGUCGGAUGCUCGAAUUGCUCAAACAUAUCCUUGAGGAUGCGUAUCAUGGGCCUAGGCUGUCAGCUCAACUGCGAGAAUGGGCUGCAGCGGGAUGGGCUGCAGCUAUGAAUCUCGAAGGAGUUGUUGAUGCCAGACACGACCACCUGCAGAUUCUUCUUGACUAA